GAGUUAAGUACUGAGAACAAUUUUAUUUAGACAAUUCAAUGACAUUGUUUUAGUUAAAGCAAUAUAUAUAUAUGUUUUAUUGAAUGACUAAUAAAUACUUGAAAUGUUAAGUCGAUGAAUACGAUCGAACUUUUUUGCAAAAAUAUGAUAAAGUCCAUUAAGUGGCAACUGCAAUUUAUCAUUGUCAAGGGCAAUAAUAAUAUGACCAUAGUGAAUUUAAAAUUGACAGUUAGCUAACACUUAACAUCUGUCAUUUGUCAGUCGUUUUCAUUCAUCAAAGCUGAUGUACGUCUUAUAAAUUGAUGUUGCAAAUAUUUUGCGGAAUUAUUUUAAAAAGAUUUACCGGAAGGUAAUUGGAAUUUUCUAUAAGGGAAACUGAAAGCUACUAUAAAAUUAUCUAUAUUUUAGAAAUAUGUUUCUUCAAAUUUAAAGUGUUUUAUAUUUUGGAUGUAACUUUCUGCUUCCUGGGUUACCUAACAUUCGUAAAUAUUUAAAAAAAAAAACUUUAGGCUAGCUAAAAAAUCUACGGAAUACAGACGUACUGAUGAGUGUGUAACAUUAGCUUCACAAUGUCUAGUUGUGAAGUGGAUUUAUUUCGUGAUACAUGGGUUCGAUACUUAGGGUAUGCCAAUGAAGUGGGUGAAUCGUUUCGGUCACUUGUACCCGUCAAAGUUGUAAGGGCUAGCUAUGCUGUUGCAUUUGCCUACGCCUUUGCUGACACUGGGGAUAAAGGAUGGAAGAUGUAUCAGAAUGAUGGUAGACCAAAGAAGGUGUUAAUUGAAACAGGCGAUGCUCUGAUUUGGCAGACUUUGGCUUCAGUAGUUAUUCCAGGCUUUACAAUUAACAGGAUUUGUGCAUACACCAACACUUAUUUACAAAAGAAUGUUAAGCGUCUACCACCAACACCAAGAAGUUUGGUCACAGUAGCCGUUGGUCUGGCCUCAAUACCGUUUAUUGUACGUCCAAUUGACAAUGGAGUGACACUACUCAUGAAUCUCACUUACAGACGAUGGGUCCAUUGACAAUAAACAGUUUGACUUUUAAUUUUUGACUGUUAAAAACUUGAUGAAUGAUUUAAAUUUGAAUUUAAAAAUAUUCUAGUUAUUUAAAACUUUAAUAUCAUUUAUCAUACAUAAAAUACAGCAUAUUGUAUACUAUAUGCUGUAUUUUGUGCAUUUCGUUAGCAAUACAGCAGAUAUAAUAUGUCAAUGAUAAUUGAUAAUCGUUGUUUACAUUCAUUCCAAAUGUGGAUUGUGGAUAAUUAAAUGGAGAAAACCUUUGGCUCUGACAAAAAAUUGAUGUAGGUAAAAUUUUCUUUAGUCUGGCAAUUGUGUUUUAAGUGCCUUUAUAUAUUUUUGGAACAUUUCUUUUAUACCACAAUCACAUUAUGUUUUGUAACUAUUACAUAUAUAGUUACAAAACUAUACUUCAAAAUAUUUAAUGAUUGAAAAUUAUAUAUAGUGUAAUUUUAAAUGCAAUUAAUAAAAUCUAUUUAGUCUCACAUAUUAAGCAAUGACAAACAAACAAAUUGUUUUUCAUAUGACCAAAUUAACUCUGACACGUGAGCUUUAUCUUUACACUUUUUGUAGCGAUUUUAAUGAAAACAGCUUUGUCCAGUUACAUUGAUGGUAUACGCCUCAUUGAUAUAGUAGCGGCGCUGCGGCACCGCCAUCUGUCGGUUAGCGACGGCAACUCGCAAUCGUUUCUCUCAAAACAAUAAUUAAAUGAUUUGCAUACCACUAUACAUUUUCGAUUAUUGUUUAGUUUAACGCAAUAAGAAAUUAUUUAAGAGAUAAUAUGAGCUAAACAAUUGUCAAGUGCGGAUUUCAGAAUGUUUAUGCAGAAUUCUUUCGCGGAAAAUCUGUAUCGAAAUGUAAGUAAAGUAAAUACACGAAAAAUGAGAUCUUCUUUCAAAUUAUUAAAGUAAUCUUUAUGAAGAAAAAAAUAUUAAUUAAAACUAUAGGGCUACUAAUUAAAUAUAUAGGGUAGGGAUCAAAUAAUUAUUUUAAUUUCCUAUUUUCGUCUGGAAACGAAUAAAAAGUCAAUUUCCGAUUCCGAGAAAUAAUAAAAUUGGGAAAUUUUAAAACACACACUUUUAGAGAGCACUUUUUUAUAUUUUUUACUGAAAUAAUAACGUAAUCCCUUCAGCUCAUCACAGGCGAACAUCCGCAUGUUGCCUGAAUCUACCACAACGCCGCCCCACUAUAGAUUAAUAUAUCCAAGAGGCGUAUAGUGCGGAAAAUUGUCGCAAGUAUGUUUUCAUUAAUUUCACAAUAAUGCAAUCGAAUUAACCAUUAUAGUACAAACGCAAAAUGUAAAUUUGUUAUAGGGCAGUCUUAAAUCUACAGUUAACAUUACAAUUAUUACAAGUCUAAUUAUAAACUUAAUAAUUAGACCCUAAUAUAUGCCCCAGCCAUUUUUCUGUAAUUUUUCAUGAAUAAUUUUUUACGCAAGCAAAUUUUGUUGGAAAUUUAGUCCAAGUUUCUACCUGUUAACAAAAUCAUAUGCGGCGGUGUUAUAACAGACUGAUUUAAAUUGUUCAUUUGGUCCCCUUAAUAAUUAUUGGCUAAUAUAAUUUAAAUUUACCCAGUUUUUUAUGACACCUUCCAAAAACAUUUUGAAGAUCCUGACAAUUUGUCUUUACGUGCCAGUUAGUUAUUUAAAAUAUGUUUAUAAUAUCUUUUUAUGGUUGACUGGGGCUAAAUCGCCACUUUUGAAAUUAUUUAUUUGAAAUUUUUGAAAAAAAAAAAAUUAAUUAUUUAUUAGUUUAAUACUACUUGACUUGUUAUAUAUGCAGUUAUAGUUUUUGUUGUUAUUUAGUUUAGUAUAAUUUUAUUGUUGCUUGGUUUAGAAUCUUUAGGCUGUGAAAUAUUUCAAUGUUAUAGUCAUGAUUAUUUUAGUACGUUCUAUAUAGAGUUAUUAUUAAUUAGGAUUUUCAGGGUUUUACUAAAAUAUUUUUUUAAUUACUGAGAUAUUUAUGUUCCAAAAAUUUAGACUAUUCUUCAAUCUGCUCAAAUUUAUAUAAUUUGUUGCUAAUCUAUUAUACUAGGUUUAUACAUAAUACAAAUUAAAUGUGCCAUGUAGUUACUACUCGAUAAUUAUUUUGUACGAAAAACGCACGUAAAAAUAUUCCAUUGUUGAUGUUAAUAAAAAUAUUAGUGACAAAA
Pieris napi is the source of this 3167-nucleotide messenger RNA. RefSeq names its product mitochondrial fission process protein 1. The record is from RefSeq and is a predicted model, not a curated record. Lineage: Eukaryota; Metazoa; Arthropoda; Insecta; Lepidoptera; Pieridae. Gene Ontology annotation, cellular component: mitochondrion. The coding region runs from base 570 to 1022 and encodes 150 amino acids. Gene Ontology annotation, biological process: mitochondrial fission. The transcript is spliced from 4 exons.